GAGGAGUGAUGGAGGGUAGUGUGUGUGGCCUCGUGUUCAAGAAGCGGGUCCGAACCGCGGGCAGCGGCCGGCGGAAACGGCCCGGCAGCGACCAGGGGAGCAGCGGGGAGGAGGAGGGCAGCGCCGUGGUGCGCAAGGAGCGGCGGCGAGACGUCCCCAACCCCAUGAUCCAGAAGGUAAGAGAGCGCCGAGGGAGCGCCCGCUCCGCCCGCCAGGCUCAGCCGGGACUGCGCUGCAGCCUUGGCCCCCCCAGCCCUGCUGUCCCGGCCCGGAGCGGGCACUGCGCGAGGGACAGGCCGGAGUACGGGCCGAGCAGCAGCGAGGAUGAGGAUCCUGCCAAGGAGAUCGGCGUCACCUACAAGUCCACGAGGUCGACGAAACCUGUUGGCCCAGAAGACAUGGGAGCCACAGCAGCGUAUGAACUGGACACGGAGAAGGAGAAGGAUGCCCAGGCCAUCUUUGAGCGCAGCCAGAAGAUCCAGGAGGAGCUGAGAGGAAAGGAGGAUGAUAAAAUUUACCGUGGUAUUAACAACUACCGGAAGUACAUGAGGCCCAAGGACACAUCGAUGGGAAAUGCCUCUUCAGGCAUGGUCAGGAGAGGCCCCGUCCGUGCUCCGGAGCACCUGCGGGCCACGGGGCGCUGGGACUACCAGCCCGACCUCUGCAAGGACUACAGAGAGACCGGCUUCUGCGGCUUCGGGCACAGCUGCAAGUUCCUGCACGACCGCUCGGACUGCAAGCACGGCUGGCAGAUCGAGCGGGAGCUGGAUGAAUGCCGCUACGGCGUCAGCGAUGAGGAAAACUACGAGGUGAGCAGCCAUGAGGAGGACACACCUUUCAAAUGCUUCAUCUGCAGAGGCUCCUUCAAGAACCCCGUGGUCACCAAGUGUCGGCACUACUUCUGUGAGAGCUGUGCCCUGCAGCACUACCGCAAAUCCCAGCGCUGCUACGUCUGUGACAGGCAAACCAACGGGGUCUUCAGCCCUGCCACAGAGCUCGGGGCAAAACUGGAAAAACACAAAGGGGAGGAGGAGGAGUUAAAGUGAGAGCAUGGAGUGGCAAGGACUUCAAACCUCGGGUGAGGGGAGAGGAAACCGAGGUGCAGCCAGCAGGGCUGCACCAGCAGGGAGGGCUGAACUGACUUCAUUGAGCUUCUGGGGAGCACAGUACAAACCAUUUUCUCAGUGCAAUAAACCAUAUCAGUG
This is a messenger RNA of Oenanthe melanoleuca, 1205 nucleotides long. RefSeq names its product E3 ubiquitin-protein ligase RNF113A-like. The record is from RefSeq and is a predicted model, not a curated record. Gene Ontology annotation, biological process: snoRNA splicing. Gene Ontology annotation, cellular component: U2-type spliceosomal complex. Bases 9 to 1046 code for a protein of 345 amino acids. NCBI's taxonomy places the organism in Eukaryota, Metazoa, Chordata, Aves, Passeriformes, Muscicapidae. Gene Ontology annotation, molecular function: metal ion binding. The transcript has a single exon.